Molecule: messenger RNA, 945 nt
Organism: Ixodes scapularis (black-legged tick)
Lineage: Eukaryota; Metazoa; Arthropoda; Arachnida; Ixodida; Ixodidae
Exons: 5
Coding region: 1-945 (314 amino acids)
Source: RefSeq, a predicted model, not a curated record
AUGCGCGACUCUCUGAGGAACAUUCUAAAGAAAAUCGAAACUGUGUGUUGUACAGCCGACUGCUGGACGUCGUUCCAUCGCAGCUUCUUGGGUGUUACCGUGCACUGGAUUAACCCAGAAUCUCUGGCAAGAGAGUCCGCAAUCUUGGCAUGCAAACGUCUCACAGGGCGCCAUACCUACGACGUUCUCGCUGCUGCCUUGCAAGACGUCUUCCGAGAGUUUAAGAUAACAAACAAGAUCUUGGUCACUGUAACCGAUAACGCAUCCAACUUCAUCAAGGCAUUUCGAGUGUUCGGCCAGAAGCCUUGUGAAGAUGAUCUGGAAGUUGACCUUUUCGACGUCUCGGCUAUUUUGGAUGACCGGCCAGCGACCUCGGCGGAUUUCAUCUGCCUGCCAAACCACCAACGCUGUGCGGCUCACACACUCAACCUUGUGGCCAACGUCGACGCUCGUGAAGCUUCCCAUGAUGCAAGCUACAGCCGCUGCUCAUCGAAAACCCUCAGCAAGUGCAGAGCUCUCUGGAACAGGCAGCAGCACUCUACAGUUUCUUCAGAGAUCAUUUCCAGGAAGCUCGGUCGUCUUUUGAUCGUACCAUGUGCGACCCGAUGGAACUCAUUGUACGACGCUCUGAGUUUUCUUAGUGGAAUCGAUCGAGCUGUGUUGGAUGGUAUUUCCGACGAACUGGCUUUACCAAGGCUUCAGGACGAAGAAGUUCUGUUCAUCGAGGAGUAUACAAAGGUCAUGAAGCCAUUGGCAAAGGCGCUCGACAUCCUACAAGGGGAAAAGUACAUGUAUAUGGGAGCUCUUCUACCCGUGAUAUGGUCAGUCUUGAAGGCACUUGACGAGAUGACGCCGCUUAAAGUUUGUGGAGCUCUUGUCGACGCUCUAAAGCAAGGAGUGUCCUCGAGGACGUUCGGCCUUGCGCAGCGCGACCUUGUGUACUAG